AGAGAAAGCAUUCUGCCAGCCCAGCGCCUACAAAUCGCAGUCACUUCCCAACCUCCCCCUUUUUAACAUAUUUGAUCACUUUGAUUCUCUGUUCGCUCUCUUAUUAUUUUUACGCGCAUGAAGGAGGUUCUAUAGGUUGUGAUCUUUUUUGUUUUAUUAUCGGUCCUGCUUGCCGGAGAGUUGACUUCAUAUUUGACUCGAGUACAGGCUACAACCGCGCAGCUGCUAACGCUACCUCAUCUGAAGAAAAGGAAGAAGCGACAAUAUUUUGUAUUUUUGUUUUUUGUAUUUUUUUGCCAGUUGUUGGUUUUCUUCAAGACAUAACGCUGGAACUUCUUGCGCGUCGCAAGUAGGCUAUCUUAAAAGGCUGAGUGUUUCUGUGCGUCCGAACAUCGCCACACUCGUCAAGUCAUCUGUCCUCUGUUCAUAUCUUCUUCCGCUGUGUUUAUUUUCCAUUUUUCCUUGAUGGGUUUACUUGAUGGAUGACUGCAAGUGCCCCUGGACUUGGCCUCUUACAGCAAGGCUACUAUUCGGCUUGCUUCAGUUUUAGCCACAUGCCAGGUAACGCUAUUUCAGUCAAGAAAUAGGCUACUGUUUGUCAUCGGUGCGCAACUUUCAACGGACAUUCAGACUCUAGCCGACCGUACCGAUCUUGAAUUAUUUAUUUGACCGUCCCAAGUGAUAAAGGCACCGUGCUGCGUUCUCAUUUUUGAAACAAAGCAUUCCGAAACCAAAAACGGGGGCAAAAAGUUUUUUUUUAACGUUGACUGAUAGAUAUGGCAAUGGUAGUGUGGAGAGGCUCCCAGGACGAUGUGGCCGAGACCCAGCUCUCAUCGCAAGCCCAAGGAGGACUAUCCCUUCCGACCCCUCAACCAGGCCAGCUGGGUCUGACGGCCUCUCAGGUUGUCCCUCCGACCCCUCAGACACCCGUUCAAGGACCCCCGAACAACAACACACAGUCCACCCCGACGAACCAGACGACGCAGAGUCAGUCGGAAAAACAACAGCCACAGCACAUAGAGUGUGUGGUAUGCGGGGACAAAUCCAGCGGCAAACACUACGGCCAGUUCACUUGCGAGGGGUGUAAAAGCUUUUUCAAACGGAGCGUACGAAGGAACCUCACUUACACAUGCCGUGCCAACAGGAAUUGUCCCAUUGACCAGCACCAUCGCAAUCAGUGUCAGUACUGUCGCCUCAAAAAAUGCCUCAAAGUUGGCAUGAGACGGGAAGUUUCUCUUUUUACUGCAGCCGUGCAAAGGGGACGGAUGCCACCCACACAGCCUCACCAUGGUCAGUUCGCCUUGACAAAUGGGGACCCACUGCACUGCCAUUCCUACUUAUCCGGAUAUAUCUCUCUACUACUACGAGCGGAGCCCUACCCAACGUCUCGGUAUGGCAGUCAAUGCAUGCAGCCCAACAACAUCAUGGGCAUCGAGAACAUUUGUGAACUGGCAGCCAGGAUGCUGUUUAGUGCGGUGGAGUGGGCCAGGAAUAUUCCCUUCUUCCCAGACCUCCAAAUUACCGACCAGGUUGCCCUUUUGAGGUUGACCUGGAGUGAGUUGUUUGUGCUCAACGCUGCUCAGUGCUCCAUGCCGCUCCAUGUGGCUCCACUUCUGGCGGCGGCUGGGCUCCAUGCCUCCCCAAUGUCUGCGGACAGAGUGGUCGCCUUUAUGGACCACAUUAGGAUCUUCCAAGAACAAGUAGAAAAACUCAAAGCUUUACACGUAGACUCUGCUGAAUACAGUUGUUUAAAGGCCAUCGUUUUAUUCACUUCAGAUGCUUGCGGCCUGUCAGAUGUGGCCCAUGUGGAAAGUUUGCAAGAGAAGUCCCAGUGCGCUCUGGAGGAGUACGUUCGGAGCCAGUAUCCCAACCAGCCAACUCGAUUUGGGAAGUUAUUACUGCGCUUGCCUUCUCUCCGUACAGUCUCGUCCUCGGUAAUAGAGCAAUUAUUUUUCGUCCGAUUGGUAGGUAAAACCCCAAUUGAAACCCUCAUCAGGGAUAUGUUGCUGUCGGGGAGCAGUUUUAACUGGCCUUACAUGUCGAUUCAGUAGGCAGAAGGAAUGAUCAAAGGGGUUGUGACUACAAUAGUUAGCGCUUCUUUUGUAGAAAGAAACGCCUUUUACACGAGUUUACUUUCACGAGGAAAGACUUUUAUAAAUGACUGUGAAUUUUAAAAUUGAGACAUUCAGUGAACCCUCGAAGUCCAGAGAUUGCUCCCAAUGCCAGUAUGAACAGCUUGUUCUGAUGUUGUUGUUGUUGUUGUUGUUGUUGUUUUUUUAAAGAAAUUAACAAAUAAAAAAAAUUAAAUAAAAAAAGUAGAAAUAAAUAAACUCACUAAAUUACUUCAAAAGAAAAAUAAAUCAAGUAUUUUGAUAAUCCUUUCUGGGACAGCAAAACUAUAAAGUGCAUUUAAGCAACAAUUUGGGAAGAUUAAGGAAACAAGAAAAAUAUAUACAUUUUCCAAAUUGCUAUACUGUCCUGUGUUCAUGUAUCUAUAGUUGUUUUUGUAAUUUUUGUUCCUCAUUUCUGGUUCCAAACCGGCCUAUGUGAUUCUGUAGUAUGCAGUUGUUGUUCUUUUUUUUUUUUUUUUUUUUUUUUUCUACUUGUAACCUUCUAAAAGACUUCUAAAACAAUUAAGUAAUCUAAAGACGUUCGUCGAGAAUUGGAUAAUUAAAACAAAAUCCACAGCAAUAUAGACUUUGCUUAAUGCUGCAAGCGCACUUACUCCGUUGGUAUCCCUAAUGAACAAAAGUAGGGAUGAUCGACCCAAACCAAUAUCCACAAUAAUGCCAGAAUUAAUAUAUUCAUUUACAUUUCAUGCCACUGUUCUACCUAUGAUAUUGACAACCCCAAAAUGGAUGCAGGAGCAAUAUUCUGCACAACCCCAUCGUCUUACUAUACGCGCCACAAAAGUGUGUUUCUUUUUUUUUUUUUUUUUCGUCGAACUUAACUUUUCUGAGUUAUGACCUGCCUCCAUGGAAUUUAUCCAAUUUAUUUUAUUAUUUAUUAUUAUUAUUAUUUUUCUAAUGUAUUGCAGGCACCCGACCUUAGGUAGCGCCCCUGCGAAUUCUCCCUUAAGUGUUUUGCCACAGUAAACUGUAUUUUAAGCGUGGGGGAAAUUAUGGGUCAUCAUUCUUUUAACGAUAAAGCAGCA
This is a messenger RNA of Myxocyprinus asiaticus (Chinese sucker), 3154 nucleotides long. RefSeq names its product COUP transcription factor 2. The transcript has 3 exons. NCBI's taxonomy places the organism in Eukaryota, Metazoa, Chordata, Actinopteri, Cypriniformes, Catostomidae. The record is from RefSeq and is a predicted model, not a curated record. Bases 777 to 2051 code for a protein of 424 amino acids. Gene Ontology annotation, molecular function: retinoic acid binding; RNA polymerase II cis-regulatory region sequence-specific DNA binding; zinc ion binding. Gene Ontology annotation, biological process: cell differentiation; negative regulation of transcription by RNA polymerase II; anatomical structure development.